Larimichthys crocea (large yellow croaker) is the source of this 3675-nucleotide messenger RNA. It is a transcript of the gene bbc3, whose product is annotated as BCL2 binding component 3. The transcript has 4 exons. NCBI's taxonomy places the organism in Eukaryota, Metazoa, Chordata, Actinopteri, Sciaenidae. The record is from RefSeq and is a predicted model, not a curated record. The coding region runs from base 384 to 1064 and encodes 226 amino acids.
AGAAGCAGAGAGCCCGAAAAGCCCGGACAGACAACAAGCAGACAGACAACAAGCAGACAGACAACAAGCAGACAGACAACAAGCAGACAGCAAGCCGCUCCGUUAUUAGUCACAUCUCGUCGGCUGUGCGUCCAUAUCUUUGUUUUCAUGGGUUAACAGACAGAAAAACACGAAUAUUAACUGAGACAAUCCAGGCUGGAGAUGGAGUGACGCGUUUUCCUCCGUGUGGACUUUUUAACUUCGUCUUGUGAUCCUUCGCCGGUCGCAUCAGCUGCUUGUUUGGCACAUUUGAUCCCCUCUGAUGUCCACCUGUUACCGUCGGUUUGUGACCUGCAGACAGCCUCACCACGGAUCGCCAGACAGACCAACAAGCUACUACUGAGAUGGCCCGUGCAGAGACCAUCGAGAAUGUUGGGGAAACUGGAGGUGGAGCAAAUGGACCUCUCUCUCGCCACAACACCUGCCGCAUGGAGCUGCCUCGCCCUUUCCCCAACUGGCCUGGUCUUCUCACCACAACCACCAUCACCACCGGCUCUGGAGCUGGCACCGGUGCCAUGCACCUCCAUCAUAAUCACCACCAUCUGCACCCUUUCCAGGCUAUCUAUAUGUCGUACCCGCUGCCUUACCCCCAGUCAGAGAGCCAUGAUGAGGCCCAGACUCACCAGCAGUUACCUGCGUUAUCGCCAUCAUCAACACCUCCUCCUUCACCGCUUUGUAAUCAGAGGGAAGAGAGGGAUGGAAGCUUCUCAGGAGAGCAGUCAGGCUCAGACAGAGAAGAGCACCAGGAGGCCUGCAGCCGACAGGGCCCUCUGCCUGAUCUGCUGCCCCAGAACGAACACCCAUCCUGGGUUUCGACACAUCACAGAGCCCCCAGAGAAGAGGCAGUACAGGAGAUGGAGGUCAGGAGAGUGGCCAAUCAGCUGAGAGCCAUUGGAGAUGAAUUCAAUGCCACAGUUCUCCGGAGAGCGCACGUCGCCCCCCACUGGCAGGACUGGAGAGACGCCUGCCGAGGACUCCUCAAUUUCAUCACCCAGACUCUCAGCACUCUUUACAGGCUUACAUAGACUCACCUGCAAACAUCAGUUGCCAUGGCAACUUUUUUACAUUCAGGACAUUCAGGCGAUCGGACUGUGGCGAGUGAGUGGAACAACAUGCUGUUGUCCAUUUGAACCCGAAGGAUUAACGUGGCCUGAAAUCAAAUGUUUGCUUGAACAAAUAUUUUUGGAGGAUGCGACCAGCAGCUGGAGGUGUCUGUGCCACCUGUGGGCUGGAUCAGGGUGCUACCUGUGGAAACUGGGCCCUGCCUGUCUGUCUGCCCGACGGUCUGUCCAUCAGUCAGUCUGCUGGUACAGACUGCAGCUGACGGACUGACGGUCAUCUUCCUACUUGUAUAUUUUGUAAAAUCCACUUUCUGUCUUUGUCAACAUCUCGGGGGCUCUUUAUGUAGCAAGCGUGACUCAAGUGAGUCAGUGUGUGUAUGUGUGUGUGUGCAUGGCAGACCUGGGUCAAAGGAUGUCAUCACAAAAACAUUUUCAUGUUUUGUUUUGGAAAAUAUGGAUAUUUAGAAACUGGCGUUUCAAUACCAAGAGUCAGUCUUAAUAUAUCUAAUCAAAUUUUCUGGUAAUUGUAUCUCUACACUCUUCUGACACCCUCUGAGUUGGAGAGUAAGAACAGACAUGAUUUGACCCUCGUCUGAUGUGUGCAUAUUACUGUUGUGUCUUUAUUUUGCAUCUUAUACCCCCAUUCUUUAAAAACUGUGAAACUGUACGCUGUGUUUGCAUCGCAGGGAAAAGUCGGGUGUUAUUCCACUAUGGAGCGAAGCACAGAGUCAGCCUCUCUCCCAAUCUGCUUCAUUUCAUGUUACGAUGUGCCUUUCUGCUCAGCGCUCAGUUGAGGCCUAAUCUUUAACAUCAGGACAAUCUACUACACACACACUUUCAGAGAAACACACACUGUUGUUUGUAGCCACUAAACUCAAGUGGCAUUCGCAUUACAUUCAAAUGAUCCAGCGUCAGCAUGGCUCAAGGUCAAUUAAGGACAGAAAUAACUUAAUCCACGCCAAGCAUACACACACACAUUUUGCCACUGUACAUUCCUCCACACCGUUCAUGCAGCCAGUGUUGGGAGCUGGCAGGGUGUAACCCGCCUGUGUCGACAGUGUUUAUAGUUACUUGAUCAUUUGUAAAUAUUCUUUUGGAAGAUGAAUCUAACUAAUACGAAAUUUUUGAUGGACUUAAAAAGUACUUAUGGAAGCGAGCGUUCACUGUGUUUGGGAGAUCGUUUUGUAUUCUGAGCGGAGUCUGAAUUUAAAUCCAGUGGAUUUGAGUUAAAGGAAAAUAUAUGAUUUGGAUCUUUUGAUUAUAAAGUAUUUGUUGAUGUCUAUAAAAUGAUCCCUUUGGCUGUGCGAUUCUUUUCAUUGUAGUUUGGGAGAAAAUGUUGCUCAUGUUAAGAGCAUAAUUUAUUUUGAAAUGUAGCCCUUCUGUAGCUUGUUUUUUUGGUUUUCAUUUUUUAUGUAUUAUUUAUUUUUUCUUACUUUCCUGAUUAAAACUAUGAAUUACGUUGUACCUAUGUUGUAACUGUUAAAACAAAGAUUGAAUAUGUUGGUAUACACACUAAAAGUGGAUACAUCACUUACAAGUAUCAAACAAAUUAUUGGUUUGUGUUGACAAUGGCUCGACCAUUUGAAACGGUACAAUAUUUUAAAAUAAUGGUUUUAUUCUCAUCAACAGCUUGACUGAUAUUAUUCUCUGACACAGCUUUAAAAACAGAAUGACGUGGCCGUUGUUGAGAAUGGGAAAUGAGAUGUGUGUGUGUGUUACAGAACGGCACAAAUCUCUCCAGAAACUGCAAGUGGUGUUUUGACUUUCAGUGUGUACAUGAGAUGAACUGGAAAAGUACCAAAUUUCUCCCUUUAUAGACUUCAAAGCAUAAAGAAGACAGAACCAGGCCUCACAGACUGAGCAACACUCAAAGUGUUUGUGUAACGGCUCAAACUGGCUGACCUGAAAACCAGCUCGGUCUUACAGUGUAACUCCAGAACUGUGUGGGUUUGUGUGACUCUGGACAGUGCUAGUGCUACAUGUGGUGCUACGCAUGCUAAAAAUCUACAUUUCUGUACUGUAACGUACUUAAAGCGGAUUAAAGCGCCCCCUUAGUCGAGUAUUUCAGCUUUUAUUUCAGGAACCAUGUGACUGAAUCGUGUUGACCUGGUUUUAUUUUGCCACACAUCACCACUCUAACUUGGCCUGAGCUACUGUUGUAUGUUUUUAGCGUAAGGCCUUUUUUUGAAAGCCUUGAUGUAUAAAGUCAUAAUGACCCCGGAGCCUGCAGAUGUUCAGCUAACAGCGCGGAGCAAAGAACAAACUGUGCUGGCAGACGCUCGUGUAUUUGUGUUUUUAGCUAGCAGUGCUUUAGCUGACAGGUGAACAGGAAGCUCACCUGUUCACCUGUCAGCGCUCAUGUCAUCAUACAGCGUGCAGGUGAUCGCCAACCCGGCGCUCUGAGCGUGUGCAGUUGCUCACUUCCUGUUUGUUUUUCUUGUGUGGGUGCACUUCCUGGUUGAGAGUGUCAUCACGCAGUGUGUAUUUGCUGUUUUUCAACUUUUUUCUAUGUAAACUUUCUACAUGGAUUUUGUACUUUUUUCUUUUUUAUACAAUAAAGAUAAGGAGAACUAUA